AUGUCAGACAACUCAUCUCGAUCAACCACCAGACUCGGAAUUGAGUCGCUUCCGAACGAAUUAUUCUCUCUAAUCAUCGAAUCGUUUGUUGCGGGCUCCAGGAUCAUUGCCGUGCGGGAUUUCCCGCAUACAUCCAAGCCUGUCCUUCACCCAAUCUCAACCAGGGAACUUCUCAGUCUGCGCCUAGUUUGCAAGAAUUGGUCAACAGCAAUCACACCUUUUGCUUUCCAUACAAUUAGCUUGAAGAAACCAAGUAGCUUGAAAUCUUUACUUCAGAAUUGUGGAAAUUUAAUUGAUGAUCCAAACUAUACAUGCCCAGUCAAAAGACUUCGAAUCGACCACCUAUGGUACUCAAAAUUAUAUGAUGCUAACAACUGGAGUGAAGAACUAGAAUUGUUCGAUGACGGAAAUGAUUUUGAAGAGGAUUCUGAAGAGGAGCUCUGGAAAGCUGAAGUUAGGGACCCACACUUCUCUCCGAUUUUCAUGGAUCAAGCCGCAAAAGUGAUUGAGUUCUUCGGUCACAACCUGUUAGAGUUACACUUGAGUUUUUGCUGCUCAGUGGGAUUUCUACCAUGCAUGCUGAAGUCUGUCGAACACAUCAAUUGUCUAGAAAAAUUGACUCUGGAGAUAGGACACCAAACUUACGAUUCACUUGAUAUUGAUAACGACCCUGAAUCAUUAUCGAAAUUACUUAACGCCACUCUAAACCUGAAAUCCUUGGUACUUUACUAUGAUGAUUUGACAUUAUGGGAAUUGAAGCCACGGGCUUUAUCAAAGCUACAACACUUGUGGUUUAAGAGUUCCAAUCGCAACGUUAUUGGAAUUUCUUAUCUCUUCGGAUUAGAGAGCCUGAAAGUAGUGCAAUUUGAUUACGUCAUAGGUCCCCCCCAAUUGCAGCUCGCAAUGGCAAUUACAUCUAUUCAGAACACCCUUGAAGGUCUUUUUACAACACAUAUCCCAUAUUGCAUUCCGACUUCGAUCAUCGGAUUGUCAUUUCCACAACUUCGUGUGAUACGUGCUCUUUCUUGGAAAGACCCAUCUUCGUAUCCUUAUUGGCUUCAAUGGCCUAUCUUUCAAGCCAUUCGAACUGUGGUCGCCAGCAUCACCCAUGGAGGAGAGUAUUGGAAGACAGUUUUGAAAUGUACUGGUAAAGGGUGUCUUCAAAAACCAAACAACUUAAAACAUUUCAUCUUUACUACUCAUCGGUAUGGGGGAUCUCAAGAGGAAGAAUCCUUGGCCGAUGCUUUCAAGCUCCAUGAUAUUGAGUGUCAUUUUGUGCCUGAAUUGGAUUUUGGUGGAUUCUUGGUACGUAUGAUGUUGAUCUACAUAUCAAGGGUCCGGUCGAGAUUCAAAAUACCAAUGACCUUUGUUUGA
Molecule: messenger RNA, 1374 nt
Organism: Melampsora larici-populina 98AG31
Lineage: Eukaryota; Fungi; Basidiomycota; Pucciniomycetes; Pucciniales; Melampsoraceae
Exons: 1
Coding region: 1-1374 (457 amino acids)
Molecular function (GO): protein binding
Source: RefSeq, a predicted model, not a curated record